ACCGACCUUCAAGCUUGUUUUCCCAUUUCGACGAGCAAACUUUCACCGCUACUAAGUGGGAUCAACACAAAACAGUUUUGCUUUUUCAAUUACUGACUGAAUGUAGGGUACAAUACACAUUUGCUAAAGCUAACCUAAAAAAAGAACACAUUCACAGACUUACACACCACAGCCCGGCAGCAGGGCACUCCUUAAUUAAUUUACAUGUGCCUGCUGAGCUAAAAAAAGAGCAUAAAUAACAUGAAAACCGAAUGCCAUGCAAAGUGUGAAGGUGCCGGGCCGUGCCCUGACAGGACAACACCAGGAAGUGGAGCAGCCAACAGACAACAGUCGCUCGUUUGCUGAAGAGUUCACGCGCGUGGAAAAAUGCUGAGUUUGGAAAAAUGUUUAGAAACUUUUACCAUUCAGUCAGACAGUGGAAGUCAGCGUAGAAAGUUAAAAUUGGACUGAGCGAUAGUUGUGAGUUUCGAGAUUUUGUUUUUCUAACGGCUGAGUUUACUACACACACACACCCACACACAUUGAAAUCGGAGACAAUAAAAAGACACUAUGGGUAAUAAAGUUGCCACAUUCACAGAACAACAAUUGGAUGACUACCAGGACUGCACAUUUUUUACGCGGAAGGAAAUUUUACGCGUUCACAAGCGUUUUCGCGAGCUGCGUCCGGAUUUGGUGCCACGCCAAAUGACGGAGGGCCAGGCGUCCAGUGUCAAGGUGCCGUGCGAGUGCAUUGAGAAGAUGCCCGAACUGCGCGAGAACCCCUUCCGGCGGCGCAUCUGUGAGGCCUUCUCGCGCGAUGGCCAAGGCAAUUUAUCCUUCGAAGAUUUCCUGGACGCAUUGUCCGUGUUCAGCGAGCAGGCGCCGAGGGACAUUAAAGUUUUUUAUGCCUUCAAAAUUUACGAUUUUGAUCAGGAUGGCUUCAUUGGUCACGGCGACCUCAUGUCUUGCCUCACCACCAUGACGAGGAACGAGCUGAGUCCAGAGGAGCAUCAACAGAUUGCCGAUAAGGUAAUGGAGGAGGCGGACGUGGACGGUGAUGGGAAAUUGUCAUUUCUAGAAUUCGAGCAUGUCAUACUGCGUGCCCCGGACUUUCUCUCCACCUUUCGCAUACGCAUCUAAUGUACCAUGAUAUACUAAUAUGCAGAUAUGACUCUGAGACGUUUUUUUUUCUAAAAAUACAAAUAAACACAUGCACACAAUUGUGUAUAUAAUUUGCAUACGUGUUGUUUAUACUGCAAUUUUCAGCAUGCUGCAUAUACAUAUAUAUAUAUAUACAAAAAGAUAAAACUUUAUGUCGAUGCUCUCAAUUGAAUUCGAGUACAAUAUGUGGAAUUUCGGAUUGAAUGAUUGACUUCGAUUGGAAAUGCAAUUGCUUAGGUAAUAUUUAUGAGGGAUUUCAAUAUGCAAGAACAAGAACAAGAGCGUAGAACACAUACCUAUGCUCAUUUAAUUUACUAUGAAAAUGUGUUUAUUUACACAUGAAUCAAUACUUCGGAGACUUCUUGAGGCCGGCAGAAAAUUUCAUUUAUUUGAAGUUAUUCUUAGAAUGAAGCGCAGCAGUUUGGAGA
This is a messenger RNA of Bactrocera neohumeralis, 1568 nucleotides long. It is a transcript of the gene Cib2, whose product is annotated as calcium and integrin-binding family member 2. Lineage: Eukaryota; Metazoa; Arthropoda; Insecta; Diptera; Tephritidae. Gene Ontology annotation, molecular function: calcium ion binding. The coding region runs from base 550 to 1119 and encodes 189 amino acids. The transcript has 4 exons. The record is from RefSeq and is a predicted model, not a curated record.